Pecten maximus is the source of this 801-nucleotide messenger RNA. Its product is annotated as MAM domain-containing glycosylphosphatidylinositol anchor protein 1-like. The coding region runs from base 1 to 801 and encodes 266 amino acids. The transcript is spliced from 5 exons. Gene Ontology annotation, cellular component: membrane. Lineage: Eukaryota; Metazoa; Mollusca; Bivalvia; Pectinida; Pectinidae. The record is from RefSeq and is a predicted model, not a curated record.
AUGUCAGAAUUUGCUCUCUUAAAAUUGUUUGAUCUGUUUGUCAUCAGAUCAGAGGAUCUUGGACAAACAUCAACAGUAAGCAACAAUGUUGGAAUCUUAUCAUGUGAUUUUGAGUCCAGCAGUAUCUGUGGGUACACUCAAGACAAAUCAGACAACUUUGACUGGACACGGAACCAUGGCGGUACUGGUUCAGCCAACACAGGGCCUUUCAGUGACCACACAUUAGGCACCACAUCUGGAAACUAUAUGUACAUUGAGACUUCGAGACCACGAACCCCCAACCAAAAGGCUCGUCUCCUGUCGCCCAUGACAUCGUACACUACAGGAGCAGCCUGUGUGUCAUUCUGGUACCAUAUGUAUGGCAGGAAUAUUGGUGCCUUAAACCUGUACUCAAAGGUAGGAUCCACCCUUGGCCAACCUAUCUGGACACGGCACAGUAACCAAGGCAACCAGUGGAGCACUGGACAGGUGACUGUCCAGUCAUCGCAGGCAUACCAGAUUGUCUUUGAAGGAAUUGUUGGGAAUGGUUAUGCUGGAGAUAUUGCUAUUGAUGAUGUCCGGGUGACCGCUGGGGCAUGUGGAGCCAGUGACAAGGCCACACCCCCAGUGGUCAAACUGGCCCAAACUAUGAUCACACCCAAAACAAUGGACAAGGGAGAUACAUCUUCAUUGAAACAAGCAGUCCUCGUUCACCAGGGCAGAAAGCCCAACUUCAGAGUGAGUCCUUUCCUGCCACUGGAAAGGGCACCAAAUGUUUCAAGUUCUGGUACCACAUGUAUGGCUCCCACAUGGGCACAGUGA